AUGGCUGUCAUCAUAGAGGUCGUCGGUUCGAUUCUUGCUGUAGGCCUCGAGACUUUUAACACAUGGGGAAACGAACAUUGGGCAUCCUUCAGUUCGCAGAAUUACUUCGACCCCAACGGACUUUUCAUCGCAGUUUUCGUUGGGCUGCCCUUGAUGGUAGUCUCGCUGAUCACUUUGGGUCUCCGAUCAACGGCACUUCGAAUGCGUGUUGCUCAGAAAAAGGAGAAGAAAAAAUCGGAAUAA
Molecule: messenger RNA, 243 nt
Organism: Perkinsus marinus ATCC 50983
Lineage: Eukaryota; Perkinsozoa; Perkinsida; Perkinsidae
Exons: 3
Coding region: 1-243 (80 amino acids)
Source: RefSeq, a predicted model, not a curated record